AUGGGUCGCACACCAACUGGAAAUCCACAUGGGAGACCUCAAGGGCUGAAAGGGGAGAAACUCAAGAUUCUCAAGGACAUGGAGGGUGCAUAUGAGAAAAUCCCAUCGGACAUAGCAAAACUAGCUGCCAGAAAGAUUGUGGAGCUAUGGGGUACCAGUACUGCCUUGUGCGCAGUACCCGAAGAGGGCAUUUAUACACCAGAUGAACCUCUUGAGAAGUGGCCAGAGGGUUUGGAACGCGAUAAUGCGACUUAG
This is a messenger RNA of Marasmius oreades (fairy-ring Marasmius), 255 nucleotides long. RefSeq lists its product as uncharacterized. The record is from RefSeq and is a predicted model, not a curated record. The transcript has a single exon. Lineage: Eukaryota; Fungi; Basidiomycota; Agaricomycetes; Agaricales; Marasmiaceae. The coding region runs from base 1 to 255 and encodes 84 amino acids.